AUGGCAGCCCCUCAGUCCCCAGGUUCUUCGCACGAGCAGCGGCCGGCGCGUGAGCUAGGCUGGCAGGAGCUGUUACCCGUAAGGGGCCGUUGUCACAUUGAUGCUCACGAAGGGCUACGACAACAGAACAUUUGGCUGUUGCAGCAGCAGCAAGCGCAAGAGCUGCAGCAACGGCACCAACAGGUGAAGGUAGCUCUUCAACGCGAAUUGCUGCUCCACCAGCAACAACAAUAUGGGAUGCGGCAGCUGUUGCAUAAGGUGACAGAACAUUCGCUGCUUUCAGCAGCUGAACUUCCUGCCAACGUCUUGAACGCCGUGCUCUCACUCCUGCUGCGGCAGCUGCAUACAGCUGCAGCCGCAGCAGGCCAGCACCCAGCAGCAAGCGCACUGCUGCAACUUUUCUCUCGAGACCUAUUUGCUCUCAGCAGUCGCGGUACGCAGGGAGAAUCGCAUGAAGAUAGCAGCACUAGUAGCGGCAGCAGCGGGCAGCCUGAUGGAAACGCCAACGCAGGCGACCGCAACAGCAAAGGGGAAGACAGUGGCAAGAGUAGUAGCAACAAGGGAAUUAACAGUACCAGCAGCACUGGAAACGAUGGCGGAGGGAACAGCACCAGGGGUCCUCGUGGUCCAGGAAAGUCAGCAGCCCCUGGAAAUAGCACAAGGCGGGUGCCCCUGGGGUUCGAAGCUUUUUAUCCUAAGGAUGCCUUGAAACGGAGAGAAGGCAGUAGCAGCAGUAACAACAACGGCAGCGGCCGGCUGCCAUUUGUUCCUCUAACCGGCGGGGCCCUGCAGCAUCUGCUGCUGCGUAUGUGCAUCUGGUUGGGCAUCUGGGUUUUUGCUUUGUCGUUGCUGUCGAGAGUCGUGGAGCCUCAGCUGUCACUGCAGGAGUUUCUUAGUUUGUAUGUCGCUCGAGGCUUGGUAGAGAAGGUCGUUGUUGUUGGGGAGAGGGGCCGAUGCACUGCUAUUGUAAGAGCUUCCCCGACACCAGAACAGCUGCAGGCGAUGGAGCAGCAAAUGCAGUAUCAAAUGGUGCUGUACACGCAGCAGCAGCAGCAAAUGCAACAACAGCUGCAGUUGCAGGAGGCAAUGGCCAUGCCGCCAUACCAGCAGCAACAACAGCCUUACAGUAUGCAGCAGCACCUUCAGCAGCAACACCAGUUUUCGUCGCUACCGCCACUGCAGCAGCCCAAGCUGACGGACAUGCUGCCUAAGAAACAGAUUGUCAGGUUCAAGACGGGCCUUACACCCGAAAGCUUCAUUGAAAAAAUGGAGCACUUCCAGGCGUCGCUCGGAAUACACCCGAAAGACUUUCUCCCUAUUUACGUCGAAGAGGGAUGGAAUUUUAGUCUUGGGGAUUUGCUCGCCUCCGCGUUCUUCUUUUUAAUCAUGGCCACCAUAGCCAGAGAUUUCCUUAUGGGAGGAGCUGUCAACCGAGGCGGGAGUGCAAGCGGUCUGAACCGUCUGUUGGGCAAUAGUAGCUCUAAGAGAGCUCGCAUUAAGCCAGACACAGUGAAAGUUCGUUUCGCUGACGUUGCGGGUUUGCAUGAGGCCAAGCGAGAAAUUACAGAGUUUGUUUCCUUCCUCAAAAACCCCGCAGCAUUUCAGAAAAUGGGUGCGAAGCUGCCGAAGGGAGCUUUAUUAGUUGGACCCCCUGGUACCGGCAAAACGUUGCUCGCUAAGGCAGUUGCAGGAGAGGCUGGAGUUCCAUUUUUUUCCAUUAGCGGCUCGGAUUUCGUCGAGUUGUUUGUGGGAGUUGGAGCAUCGAGAGUCCGGGAACUUUUUGAUGAAGCCAGGAAGGCAGCGCCUUCCAUCAUAUGGAUAGACGAAAUAGAUAGCGUCGGUGCCAGCCGCAGCACGCAGUUCGCGAAUAGCGAAAGGGAACAAACCCUGAAUCAGCUGCUUGUGGAGAUGGAUGGUUUUUCACCGCAUGAGUCGGUUGUCGUCUUGGCAGGCACAAAUAGAGAGGACCUUCUAGAUGCCGCACUGAAGCGAGCUGGACGGUUCGAUCGUAGGGUGGUUAUCAACAGGCCAGACGUUAAGGAGAGGGCAGAGAUAUUUAAGGUCCACCUCCAGCCGUUAAGGUUGUCUCCUAGGGUCGAUGCAAAUGCGCUUGCGGAGAGAAUGGCUGCACUCACUCCGGGCAUGUAUCCGUGCACCCAUCUGCCCGUGUGUCAGAAAAAGACGAUUGCACUUCACGAGGCAGGACACGCUGUGGCUGGAUGGUUCUUGAAGCACGCAGGUGGGGUGGGGUCUUUGGAACAUCCUGUACUUUUUUUGGCUUCCCUUCUCAGUGAUGCACCUGCGCUGGCUUGCAUGGACGUAGUGCUCAAGUUGACGGUCAUCCCCAGAGACAGCGGAGCCAUGGGAUUUAGUCAGCAGAUGCCGCCUCCAGUGGAGCUUUAUGAGAAGGAUGCCCUCUUAGACAGGAUUGCCGUCUGUCUUGCUGGGAGAGCGGCUGAGGAGCUUUUUAUGGGAUGCAUAUCCAGCGGUGCCGUUGAUGACAUUGAAAAGGCUACUCACCUUGCCCGUUUAAUAAUUAUGCAACUAGGAAUGAACCCGAAAAUCGGCUUGGUCAACUUGAAGCGAACUCGACAAAGCCCGCAGGAUCCUUAUCAGCUUUUCUCAGAUGCCACAGCGCAGCUUGUGGAUGAUGAAGUUCGCAAUUUGAUUAGCAAUCAGUACGAGCGAGUGAAGGCUCUCCUAAAGGAAAAAGAAAAGGAAAUGAAUGCCUUGAGUGCGUUGCUUCUUGAGAAGGAGACUCUAACAUUUGCGGAUCUCCAGGAUUGCUUGGGCACAAGGCCGUUCCCGCCCGAUGCUCAACUGGCUGCAUACAUAAACGCUCUCCCUACGAAGGUGAAUACUGUGGGGCAGGAAGAGCCCGGUGUGGAAAGGGCUUCCGGGGACCUCAGGAGAAUCCCGACAGCAAUCAGUGGAGAUAGAAACGUCCGCGAUGAAAAGGGCAGCACUAGCGACAAGGACGCUGCAGCAGACGGACACAGCAUGCAGCAACGGAAACAGAGUAUCAAGGACACAGAAGGGUCUAAUGGUGACGACAAAGAACCUACUGACGCUGGAAAGAAUGGUGGAAAGGGCAAGAAAAAAAGGAAUGGCAAAGGCAAUGCUGCUGAUGAUGAUGAUGAUGAUAAUGAUGAUGAUGAUGAUGAUAGAAAUGGGAACAACUCAAAGCGCGGACCGAGAAGAAAACUGUUUGGGGGAGAUGACGAUUCUUGCCUGCCUGAGUUGCUGCGGAAAAACCUCAAACCUGACACCCCAACACCUUCAGCUGCAGCCAAAAAGACCGACUUGGUCCACACACAAUGA
This is a messenger RNA of Eimeria acervulina, 3321 nucleotides long. Its product is annotated as AFG3 ATPase family protein, putative. Gene Ontology annotation, biological process: mitochondrial protein processing; protein-containing complex assembly. The transcript has 18 exons. Lineage: Eukaryota; Apicomplexa; Conoidasida; Eucoccidiorida; Eimeriidae. Gene Ontology annotation, molecular function: ATP hydrolysis activity; ATP-dependent peptidase activity; ATP binding. Bases 1 to 3321 code for a protein of 1106 amino acids. The record is from RefSeq and is a predicted model, not a curated record. Gene Ontology annotation, cellular component: m-AAA complex.